CUCCAUGCCCUCCGGUGUUACGGAACGUCCGCAUACAGAGAAUAAAACAAAUGCACUGGCUGAUGAUAACCUGGGACAAAGUUAACUGUUCCAAUGUUGAGUACUUGGCCAAAAUAACAGCCCAAAUUGGAAACAACCCACUAACGUUGAUGGACGUGUCUUCUUACUGGUUGGUGAGGCCGUACUUUGAGCUGCCGAUGCCUUGUAGCACACCUUACAACAUUACUUUGUUUGCCCGAAACUCUGGUGGAGUCAGCAAACCAUCCAGCGUCUUUUCUGGAUUCACAGUGCCCUGUGCUCCACAAAAUGUAAAGUACUCAGGUAACAAUCAGUCAGCUCUUCUGUCCUGGGAUGCAUCGGUGUUAGCUACGAAAUACAUGGUCUACAGCACGUCAGGAGGAAAUCGUGCAGUCCUCUGCAACACCACCAUGCUCGCCUGCUGGUUGACC
Austrofundulus limnaeus is the source of this 449-nucleotide messenger RNA. Its product is annotated as fibronectin type III domain-containing protein 7. Gene Ontology annotation, molecular function: protein binding. The record is from RefSeq and is a predicted model, not a curated record. NCBI's taxonomy places the organism in Eukaryota, Metazoa, Chordata, Actinopteri, Cyprinodontiformes, Rivulidae.